Messenger RNA from Thunnus maccoyii (southern bluefin tuna), 5563 nucleotides. RefSeq names its product protein EFR3 homolog B. Bases 450 to 3020 code for a protein of 856 amino acids. NCBI's taxonomy places the organism in Eukaryota, Metazoa, Chordata, Actinopteri, Scombriformes, Scombridae. The transcript is spliced from 23 exons. Gene Ontology annotation, cellular component: plasma membrane. Gene Ontology annotation, biological process: protein localization to plasma membrane. The record is from RefSeq and is a predicted model, not a curated record.
AUACUUGAAGCAUUUAUUUGCUUAUUUGCAUCUAACCUACCAGCUGUAUUUGUAUGAUAUUUUGUUUAUCCUGCCAAUAUUUAUCAAGUAAACAAAAUGUAAUGGACAGAUCCUGCAUGUGUUCAAACAUGACUAAAGCUGCUGUCCAGUGGUGGGCUGAACAUAUUAACUCAUAGCCAGUAACAACUGGUAGCUGGUGGUACAGUUAUGCUGGUUUAACUUUGAUGUCCUGGUAGAGCUGAACUUUAGUCAAGGUGGAUAAAAAUCACUGGCUGUAUGCAAGACGUUUGAAGGAUUUAAAUUUUGUUCACUUCAUGGCCAAAGACAAUCCAGCGGUUUUCCUGAUUUUCGAAGCGCCGGUGGAGACUCAUUUCGGGGCGGAGGUGCCACCCCUUUCUCAGCCUCUGUGAACCAGGAAGAUAAACGCCGCCUAGUGACUAGCAUCCAACAUGACAGGGGUUUGUGGUUGUUGCGGGGCGCUCAGGCCUCGGUACAAGAGACUUGUAGACAACAUCUUCCCAGAAGACCCAGAGGAUGGGCUGGUGAAGGCCAACAUGGAGAAGCUUACAUUCUACGCCCUGUCAGCUCCAGAGAAGCUGGACCGUAUCGGAGCGUACCUGUCUGAGAGGCUGUCAAGGGAUGUGGCCCGACACAGAUACGGGUAUGUGUGCAUAGCGAUGGAAGCCCUGGACCAGCUGCUGAUGGCCUGCCACUGCCAGAGUAUCAACCUGUUUGUGGAGAGUUUCCUCAAGAUGGUGCGCAAGCUGCUGGAGUCGGACAAACCUAGCCUGCAGAUCCUGGGAACCAACUCGUUUGUGAAGUUUGCCAACAUAGAGGAGGAUACGCCAUCGUACCACCGCAGUUAUGACUUCUUUGUGUCACGCUUCAGUGAGAUGUGCCACUCCAGCUUCGAGGACCCUGACAUCCGCACAAAGAUCCGGAUGGCAGGUAUCAAGGGUCUGCAGGGUGUGGUGAGGAAGACUGUGAAUGACGAGCUUCAGGCCAACAUCUGGGACCCUCAGCACAUGGACAAGAUCGUCCCCUCUCUGCUUUUCAACCUGCAGAGUGGAGAGCGCACAGAGAGCCGCUCCCCCUCUCCGCUGCAGGCGUCAGAGAAGGAGAAGGAAAGCCCGGUGGAGCUGACAGAGCGCUGCUUCAGGGAGCUGCUGGGACGAGCCGCCUACGGCAACAUCAAGAAUGCCGUCACACCCGUGCUAAUGCACUUAGAUAACCAUUCUCUAUGGGAGGGGAAAACCUUUGCAGUGCGUUGCUUCAAAAUCAUCAUGUACUCCAUCCAGUCUCAGCACUCUCACUUAGUAAUCCAGCAGCUUCUCGGUCAUCUGGAUGCUAACAGCAAGAAUUCAGCCACAGUGCGAGCCGGGAUAGUGGAAGUUUUACUGGAGGCAGCCGCCAUCGCAGCCAGCGGCUCUGUAGGUGAGAAAUCUUGUUCACUACGUGCUCUACUGGCCGGCACAUCAGAUGUUAAUAUUAAUUUUUGGGGUGACUUGUCUUUUUAUUAUUCAUUUUGUGUUUGUGUGUGUCUAUGUGUAGGGCCGACAGUGUUGGAGGUGUUCAACACUCUGCUGCGGCAGCUCCGCUUGAGUGUGGACUACGAGUUGACCGGCUCCUAUGACGGCAGCACCAACAUCGGCACCAAGAUCAUCAAAGCUCAUGAGGAGAGGCAGCUGCAGGAGGCAGUUAUCAGGACCAUUGGUUCAUUUGCCAACACUUUGCCAACCUACCAGAGGUCAGAGGUCAUGCUCUUCAUCAUGGGCAAGAUCCCUGUCCCUGGAAUUCACCCCGUUCUGCCCUCUACAGGCUCUGGGCCUGAGGGUACCAGGAUGAUUCAAGUUAUGUUACUUAAAUCCUUGGUCCAGGUGACGGCGGGUUUCCAGACCACCAACAUGCUGACAGCACUGCCCAGCUCUUUCCUGGAGCCGCUUCUGUCUUUCUCUCUAACCGAGGACCCAGAGGUUCGGCUGCUGGUGCUCCAAAUCCUUCUCGGUCUCAUUGACAGGCACGACAACAGGCCCAAGUUCUCCAACAUAAGCAUUAUUACGGACAUCUCAGUGCUGAAGCUCAAAGUUGACAAGUGCUCCAGACAGGACAACUUAUUCAUGAAAAAGCAUGGCCAGCAGCUGUACCGACACAUCUACCUGGGCUGUAAGGAGGAGAGCAGCGGUCAGCAGCACUACGAGACCCUCUUCGCCUUGUUGGGUCUACUCAGUGUGGAGCUGGCCAACGAAGAAGUGGUGGUAGACCUCAUUCGUCUGGCACUCGCCUUGCAGGACCUGGCUCUGUCCACUGACGAAGGUCUGCCUGUUUUUAACCGUUGUGCUGUUCACGCCCUCGCCGCCGCCUACCUCAACCUCAUCUGCCAGCUCACCACCGUUCCAGCCUUCUGCCAGCACAUACAUGAGGUAAUUGAGGUGAGACAGAAAGAAAGUCCCUAUCUUUUGCCUGAGGACGUCUUUGUUGAUAACCCCAAGCUCCCUUCCUCGCUUGAGAAGGUAGAAGGUGAUGUGUUGUUCCUCCAGUCGAAGAUCACUGAGGUCCUUGGAGGCAGCGGUUACAACACAGAGAGACUGGCUACGCCUUAUGUUCCCCAAUAUACUGAUGAAGACCGUCUGUCCAAGAGAAAGAGCAUCGGGGAAACCAUCUCACUGCAGGUUGAGGUGGAGUCCCGAAACAGUCCAGAGAAAGAGGAGAGGACACCAGCAGAGGAGAUCACAUUUGAGACCCUGAAGAAUGCCAUCGUGGACAGUGUGGGUAUGGAGGAGCAGGAGAGGGAGCGGAGGAGGCAAGUGGUGGAGAAGUUCCAGAAAGCCCCCUUUGAGGAGAUAGCUGCCCACUGCGGUGCCAGGGCCACACUGCUGCAGAGCAAACUGAAUCAGAUCUUUGAGAUUACAAUCAGACCCCCGCCCAGCCCAUCUGGAACCAUCUCUUCAGGCUACGGCCAAAGCCAGAGUCGAUCUGUACCCAUCUACGAGAUGAAGUUUCCGGACCUCUGCGUGUAUUAGACAACGAGGUUACAGAACUCUUUUAACAGUUGAGGUCACAGGAGGUGUUCUGAGGUGCAAAUUGAUCCUCACUGUAAAGUCAACUCGACCGUGGAAUCAAACAACCGCAGGGGAUGGGAGGGAGGAGAAACCACAGUUGUUUGAAGCCAAGCCACAGAACAAGCCACUCUUAUGAUUAACCUAACUUUUUGCCCUGUGAUCGCAGCCAAAACAAGCUGGCUAAUGUCAGUAAACACAGCCGUAGCCUAAACUUUUAUUUCCUUUGUUUAUGUUAGAUGUCUGGAGGAACUCCAUUGGGUGGAAUUUUCAAGUUAGACUGACAAUUAUUUAUUUGCUUUAGAGUGAUUUCCUAUCUGAACUGACCUGCUGCAUGCCCUCUAACUGGAAAAUUUUAAAAGCACUGCAAUUCUUGACAAUGGCAUUUCUUUUAAAAGGUGCCAUACUAUCCUUGAUCACAAAAAACAGAUCUUUUUAUUUGUUAAAUUUGUUUUAAUGUUUAUCGAUUUUAAAGUCAGAACGUAUGUGAAUUGUAUUUUUGAGCAACUGUGCACUAGUACGGCAUGUCUGAGUGAAAUACGGAUGGAUAAACACAAAUAUGAAGCUGUUCCUUCUUCUCCAGUAUCACUCAGCUCCUUAACAUCUGUCUUCAGUGUUUUAAGGCUUUACCAUAAUGUUUUGUUUUGCCUUUUUAGUGUUAGCCAAAAGUGCUUUUUUUUUUCAUGACGGGCAUUUAUUUCCUGAAUCUAAUUCAAUUCUAAUAUUUAUUUAGUUUUUUAGCAGUGGUUUAAAAAGAAGGAUAACUGUUGAUCUGCGUGCUUUCCUCCCCAAAGUGAGUGUGCCUUAUAGGUGACUCAAGUUAAAACAGACGAUGUCACUCAGUCUGAAACACAUACUGCGCCACAAUAAACUUCACAAGUGUUUACCGUGACGUUUACCAGAUCACUAGAAAAACAGUAAAGGAUCCUUUAUUUUUCUCCUUCCCAUAUAAAUGUGUAUAUACAGAGAAAUAUAUAAAAUCUUUAAGCUGAUGUACAGAGUAGGGAGGUUUUUGUGUGUAUAUAUACUGUAUAUUAAUUCAAAUUUUAGACUGCCACUGUACUGAUUGUGUCCAUAGAUAAGGGAGAAAGCUACUUAGUGAGUAUUCAGAUGCUUUUUGUUAAAAUCUCGUCCUCUAAUAAGCAACCAGCAGCACAUGGAAUCAAAAUCUCUCUGAACAACCCUCAGUAGAAAUCUGCAUCAUCUGGAGGCCAAUGGAACAUACUAGUGAGGUCUGAAAGUGUCCUGCUAAAGUAUUAAUGAGCCCAUCUGAUGGAAAAACAAGUUAUUUUCUACUUCAUUUCUAGCCACAAUUUUUGAGACAUAACCUGCGUUGUUGCCAUUACAUCCCUGAGUCGUGCUGGAAUGAGUUUGCACUCUUUUUGUCUUUUUACGCUAGGCAGCUGUUGCGGCCACCUCCGAGCAGCGCGUCUGUCUCUUUCAGCAAGAUUUGAACACGUCUAAAAGCCAUUUCGUGUGUGCGCAAACACACACUCCCACGUUCACAGGUAUCGAAACAAAGUAUAAUGGCAAUAAUUCGGCACUAGCCAGGCCAACGUGGCUCAACUGUAGGUAGCAGAUCCUUUUUUUUGUGUGUGUUUUGAAUCGUACCCUCUGUUUGUGGUGCUGUGAUGGUUCAGUUUCGUGACUUCGUGAGAGACCGCCCCCCCCGCCCCCCGCUCCUGCGCUUCUGUGAAUUAACUGCAUCGGGCGUGGCAUGUAUUGCAGCCAUCGACGGUGUUUGGUUUGUCCCUGAUUGUCAUGUGUUACAGUCCAGUUUGUUCCAUUUGUUUUAUCUUUUUUUUUUUUUUUUUUUACAAUGUAGUGUCCUCUGUGUGUAUAUUUAUGUCCACACAUGCCAGUUGUAUCAGAUUGUACGUGUGCAUGUAUGCGCUCUUCAUGUUUACCCCGUUUUUGUCAGUGCAGGUUUGCGUGUGUGUGAGUGAAUGUUUGUCUUUUGUUCAUGUGUCAAUGUGAGCAUUCAUGCAGAUGUGUGUCUUUAUUGUCAUGACCCAAGACCAAACUCUUUCAGACGCAGUUUACAGUUUUGUCCAGUGACUCCUUCUUCCACGUUAAUGAAGAACAAGCUAUCUAAAAGAGCAAUGUGCAGCUGUCUAAACCUUCCAGUGACACCUACAGUAUGUGAUGCCACACUUGUAAAAUUGUCUUUCAGCAUCUUGCAACUUUCGCAGUGAAAGAAAAAAAAACAAAAAAACAACUGUAAAUCUAUCAAUCUGCUUGUUGUCAUUGCAUAGUGUAAUGUUAAUAUUAACUGACAGUAAUCCAAUUUUACUUUUGUCAUUACAUGUCUGGUUGAUAGAUCUGUUUACAAAUGUAGUGCUGUAGGUCAAAUCUAUCCAUUCUGUGAACUUUGCACUUUAAAAACUGGAUUACCUAGUGACAAAGGCAGCUUUUACUUGGAGAAAAUGCCUUAUUAGUGUCAUACCUGACUUUGCAUGCUAGUGAUGUUGCCGUGUUGUACAAUAAAUUUAUCUGUAACCAUAAAA